AUGGCAGAGUACUCGUCCGCGUCUCGUGCAGAUCUCCUGCAGCGUAUCAUCGAUCUCGAGGGCCAGCUGGCAAGACACAACCAGAGUGCGACAGCCCCUGCACCUGCACCUGCACCUGCACCUGAGAGCACAGACAGUUUGGUCAAGGGCUCGAGAUCCACCAAGAUACGUCUGACUAGAAGGGAGAUUCUUGAGCAAAAACCGCUUCGGCAGCUAGACUUUUCGCGCUACGUGCACAAGUAUGUCGCCUUCAAGUAUGCCUACUUGGGCUGGCACUACAAUGGUCUCGUGACGCAAAAUAUGCCGACAGAGUUCCCGACUGUUGAAGAAGAGAUCUUCAAGGCAUUGUUAAAGACGAAGAUGAUUCAACAUCCGGAUGAAUGCAACUUCUCGCGGUGCGGAAGAACCGAUAAAGGUGUGUCUGCUAUGGGUCAAGUGAUGGCGCUACGUGUGCGAACAAACGUUUUGCUCGAAGAUGCAGAGACUAGCACAGUGGCGCCCAAGUACAUUGAGCAACUCAACGGCUGUCUCCCGCGGACAAUUCGCAUCUUGGCGUAUGAUGAUCGGAUAGCAGACGAUUUCUCAGCCCGUUUCAGCUGCGUCAAACGACACUACAAGUAUCUCAUUCAUCCUGCCGUGAUUGGCAGUACACCUCUUGAUAUAAAGGCUAUGAAUGAAGCAUGUAAGCUGCUGGAAGGCGACCAUGACUUUCGCAAUUUCUGCAAGCUCGACACGUCCAAGCAAAUCACCAACUUUAAGCGCAUCAUUCUGCGCUGCAGCAUCACGCCUCUUGAGCCUGCAUGCGGUGACCCUCUCAAGGACUUGAUGGUGUUGGAUCUAGAGGGCACUGCGUUCUUGUGGCACCAAGUACGUUGCAUCACUGCAACAUUACUGGCAAUCGGUCGUGGGCAUGAACAGCCUUCCCUCAUUACACAAUUGCUCAAUGUUGAACAAGUACCUACAAAGCCGAGCUAUGAAAUGGCGAAUGACCUGCCUUUGACUCUGUAUGAUACCGAUUUUGGAGAUAAGGUAAAGUGGCAGUAUGGCCAAUAUGCAGAUCGCUUUGCUGCCAUUUCCUUCGCCACAUAUCAUGAGAGUUUGUUACAGGAAACGAUCUCGAGCUGGCUGGUCCGUGCGGCGCUUGAUAGUGCAGCUGGCUAUGCAGCACAGCAUCCAGGCGCCAAAGGAACCAAUGAUGAUGGGCUUGAUACUCUGAGACAGACGUUAAUGAAUGGCAUUGAUAUUGGUGAUGGACACAUCAAGCCGUGGCGGGAGUAUACGCCCGUCAUGAAGCGGAAGCGAGGAGACUUGCCAGAGGAGGUGAAUGCUAGGUACGCUGCUCGAAUGGAACGACGUGAUGAACUCAGAAAGACUCAAGAUACAGAUAUGGCCGAUUGA
Molecule: messenger RNA, 1398 nt
Organism: Protomyces lactucae-debilis
Lineage: Eukaryota; Fungi; Ascomycota; Taphrinomycetes; Taphrinales; Protomycetaceae
Product: pseudouridine synthase
Exons: 1
Coding region: 1-1398 (465 amino acids)
Biological process (GO): tRNA pseudouridine synthesis; mRNA pseudouridine synthesis
Cellular component (GO): nucleus; cytoplasm
Molecular function (GO): pseudouridine synthase activity; RNA binding
Source: RefSeq, a predicted model, not a curated record